GUACAGAGAGCUCUGGUGUUAUUCCUGGGAUCCACUGAAGUCAGUUUCCUAGCUUAGGAGUCACGGCUCCCAGUGCUCUUACUACCAUUGGAACCACUUUGUCCUUCAUUACUCACAUUCCACAGAAGCAGUUUGGUCCAGUGGUUAAGGCACUACACUAAAAACCAGGAGACUGAAUUCUACUCACGCCUUAGGUGAGAAAGGCUUAGACUGGGUGACUUUGGGCCAGUCACCUCUCUCUCUCAGGCCAACUAAACUCACAGGAGAAAAUAGGAAUAUUUGAUAUCAUCAUGUCAUUGAGUUAUUUAUAAAAAUUGUGAAGAUGGAAUGUAAAUAAAUAAAUAAAACCUUUCUAGUUCUUCCUUCAUGCUCUGGUACUCUUUCUUCGCCUUCUCUUUUUCCUCCUCCUCCUCCUCCUCCUCCCCCUGUUUCAAAGAAGCAAGGUAAAAACUAGAAAACAUUUAGAGGGAAAAGAAGAAAAGAGGUAAGAAAAGGACAAAGGCAAAAGUGCAGAAAAAAGGAGAGAGAAAAACAAUAUAAAGAAGUGACUUCCGAUUUUCUUUUACAACAGUUGGGAAACCGAUUUUCACCAAGAUGAUAUCGUUUAUAAAAGAAGAACACAGAGAAGUGCUAUGAGCUGUAGUGGAAAUUGUUACUGGCCCAGAUCAGAAGAUGGCCUGGUCAAGAUCCCAGUUAAUAUCUCCCCUGAGUUUUCCAUGGAGCACAAAGAUGUGAUAAUUAAAGCAAUGGAAGAAUUUGUCAUCUUGACAUGCAUCAAGUUUAUCAAACACACAGUAGAAUAUGACUACAUAAACGUUGUCCCUGGAGACAGAUGCUGGUCCUACUUUGGAAAGAUUGGAGGCAGACAGCAACUCAGUUUGUUGAAAAAUGGCUGCAUGUAUAAAGGAUUGAUUCAGCAUGAGCUCAACCACGCACUAGGUUUUCUACAUGAACAAACCCGCAGCGACCGAGAUAAUUAUGUUAAAAUUAACCUGGAAUAUGUUGCCAAAGGAGAACGGGGGAAUUUUGAAAAAGGGAACACCACCAAUCUGGGUCUUCCAUAUGACUAUGAUUCAGUUAUGCAUUAUGGCGCGUAUGAUUUUUCUAAUACUGCUGGAAAACCAACCAUUAUCCCCAUUCCUAACGAAUCUGUACCAAUUGGUCAAAGAGUAGGGCUGAGCAACUUAGAUGUGAAAAAAAUCAAUAAGCUCUACAGCUGCAAUGAUUGUAGCACUGUGCUACGUAAUCCAGAUGGUCAUUUCUGCUCUUAUAAUUACCCCCAUUCAUAUCCCAGAAACAUCACCUGCUUGUGGCUCAUCCAAACUCUACAAGGAAAGGUCUUUCUGAGUUUUCACGUUCUUGAUCUCCAGAGUUCUCCAAAUUGUUCCUCUGAUUAUAUCCGAAUUUAUGAUGGAAGCAGUAGAAAAGGUCGGAUUCUCGUUGACAAGUGUUGUGGGACAGGGCAAUUGCCUGCUGUGUUGGCUUCUGGGAACACAAUGCUUAUAGAAUUUGUAAGUGAUGAAGAUGAGACUGCAACAGGAUUUAUGGCCUCUUACACACAUGUAAAGUGUGGAGGAACGUUCACAAAUACUUCCGGAGCCAUUACUACUCCAAACUUUCCUAAAAAAUACCCUCCAAAUCAAGCUUGCCUAUGGAUUAUCAGUGCUCCUCCAGGAAACAAGAUAUCUUUGACCAUGACCUCUUUUGAGCUGGAAGACAUUGAUGGUUGCAGAUACGACAGACUUGUGCUUUAUGAUGGUAGUCAAAGCAGUUCUUCACUUAUCGGCACUUUCUGUGGAAAAAUGGAAGUUCCUCCUUAUACUUCUACUGGAAACUUCCUUCGUAUAGAGUUUUACACUGACUUUGCUUUUCAGCUUUCUGGAUUCAAGAUGGACUACUCAAUUAAAUAGAAUGUCUAGAAUUUCUGAACAUCAGUUUGUGGGCUGUGUUAUGAAAAAUUAUCAAAUACU
Ahaetulla prasina is the source of this 1970-nucleotide messenger RNA. RefSeq names its product embryonic protein UVS.2-like. The transcript has 10 exons. The record is from RefSeq and is a predicted model, not a curated record. NCBI's taxonomy places the organism in Eukaryota, Metazoa, Chordata, Lepidosauria, Squamata, Colubridae. Gene Ontology annotation, biological process: proteolysis. Gene Ontology annotation, molecular function: zinc ion binding; metalloendopeptidase activity. Bases 633 to 1910 code for a protein of 425 amino acids.